AAUUUUCAAAAAUCUUAUUUUCUUUAUUAAAUCCUUAAUGAUCUCAAAUAUCUAUGCAACUCGUGAAAAAAAUAUAGAAGCAAAUCUUCAUUUCCUUGUGAAGAGAUUUGAAUCAGUAGCAGAAAGAUUAGAAAAGCUUUCAGGAUUGAGUGUAGAAAGUUUAGAAGUUUCUAAAGAUGAGGAAAAAAAGCCAGAAACAGUAUUCAAGUCUUUUUUUUUUUCAAUUAUGAAAGAAUAUCAGUGUUUUAGUGAGAAAUUAGACAAGGAAGUAAUGGAGCAGGCACAGUAUGUUUUGGAAGCAUUUGAAAUGCUUGGAGAAUUUAUUGAGAAAGGGUCAUGUAUGGAAAAACCUGAUUUUUCAUCAUCAGAGUUUCAAACGUUGAUUCAACCUCUUCAAGAUAAGAUUGAUAAGGUGAUUAAUAUUCGGAAUAAAAAUCGUGGAUCAGAAAUGUUUAAUCAUCUUUCGAUGGUUAGUGAAGGAAUUGUUGCUCUUGGAUGGAUUACGGUAGAACCGACUCCAGUGCUUUAUAUUGGAGAUAUGAAAGAUAGCGCACAAUUUUAUGCAAAUAGAAUUCUUAAAGAGAAAGGAUCACUAGAUACAAAAUGGGUAUAUUCAUUUAUUAAUUUAUUAACUGAAUUGCAAUCAUAUGUUAAAUUAUACUACAAUGCAGGAUUUUUAUGGAAUUCAAAUAAAACGAAUCUAGAAAACGAUAAAAAGAUUCAUAAUAGUACAGAUAUAGAAGAUAAGACAGAAGCAGAUGCUGUUUUACAACCUCGUAUAUCAGAAUCCAGAACUAAAAGAUCGAAUAAUAUUGAAUCAGUUUUUUCAGAACUUAAUAUGGGUGAAUCUAUUACAGAAAAAUUACGUAAAGUCAAUAAAAAUCAGACGACACAUAAAAGCCCCUCUCAUUCGGCACAAUCAUCUGCUCCCUCAGAUUAUCGAUUAUCUCAAGUUUCGACAACAGAAGAAAAAAAGACCAAGUUGCCGUGUAAAAAAGAACUUGCGGGAUCACGCUGGAAUAUUGAAAAUUUUGAGGAUAAUCAUAAUAUUGUUAUUAAUCAACUUGAAACGAAUCAAACAAUCUAUAUUUUUAAUUGUAAAAGAUGUACAAUCUCCCUUAAAGGAAAAGCAAAUACAGUCUAUAUAGAUCAAUCAUUCAAUUGCGGAUUAAUAAUAGAUACACUUAUUUCAGGUAUCGAGUCUACUCGAUCUGCGUCACUUGAAAUUCAGAUUUCUGGUUAUACUCCAACAAUAACACUUGAUCAAUGUGAUAAUAGUCAGAUCUAUCUUUCCCCAAAAUGCUUAAGCACUGAAAUUAUAACUAGCAAAUUUAGCAGUAUUAAUGUCCAUGUCCUAGAGGAAAAAAAUGGCGACUAUAUAGAACAUCAUAUACCAGAAAUGCUUAAAAGUACGAUUAUUAAUGGAAAACUUGUAACUAACUUUGUUGAACAUCUAAGUUAAUG
Molecule: messenger RNA, 1464 nt
Organism: Pneumocystis murina B123
Lineage: Eukaryota; Fungi; Ascomycota; Pneumocystomycetes; Pneumocystales; Pneumocystaceae
Exons: 7
Coding region: 38-1462 (474 amino acids)
Biological process (GO): regulation of adenylate cyclase activity; cytoskeleton organization
Cellular component (GO): cytoplasm
Molecular function (GO): actin binding; adenylate cyclase binding
Source: RefSeq, a predicted model, not a curated record